AUGUUUCCAUACGUUGUUGCUCAGUUGAAAAAAGUGCGCAAAAGGCAGCCUGCAAAACGCCAAGGAUUGCCAACUGAUUGCUUGAUAGAAGAGGAGAUGAAGUCAAUUUUGAAAAUUUGGAAAGGUGAUGUAACGGAGUCCGUGCUGUUGUUAGACAAGGUUAUUCCCAAGAUUCCUAAGUACAAAAGAGGUGGAAUAGCUGGAACCGUUUAUAAUCAAUCAACAUUUAUAUUACCGAUGCUCCGUGAAGCUGAAACCAUUGGCUCGUAUAAACCGCCUGAAAAAGAAAUAACUUUGGAAAGUAUGCUCCAAGAUCUGCUAAUUGAUGGCUAUCACAUGGUUUUUGAAGAAAUUAACAAUCUAAUCCUUAUUGACGCAAAGGAAAGAAAAGAAUAUGAGAAACUUUAUGGAGCCCACAAGGCUAAGCCUUUGCAUGAACAACUUGACACUAUACAGUUUAUCGCCCAAUUCCUCAAAGAUGCGGAGACUGCUAAAAACAAUGAUGAUUUUAGCUUGUUGUUUACUUGUCAUUUAAAUUUGGCGCGGACAUUUGCUCAAGGGGAAAAUUCACUGGCAGUGAGGUUUUUUGAUUUGUGUAUGAAAAUAGCAUCUGAAUAUCCUUGUGAUAAGGAUGGAAGUUCUUUAGCAUUAAGCCAACUUUAUUUUGGCCUCUAUGCUAAAUCUAAUGAUAAAAAUAGCUCGUUAAUCGUUGCUUCUAUGCUCAAUUUGGGCAAUUUCUACACCACCAAAGGAGAUUUUACAAGAGCUUUGGAAAUUUUAAAAGAAUGUCUUCAACUAUGUGAAGAAAUGAUGGACUGGAAAGGUGUGGCAUCUGCAAGUCAAUCUAUUGGAGCAGUUUUCUUCAAGUUAGAUGAUUUAGAUAAGGCAAAAGAGUAUUAUGGUCGGUUCAUAGAGGUUUCUGAUGAAGGUGAAGACAAACACGUUUUAACCGAAUCUUAUCUGGAAACAGGAUUCGCUUUCAACAACGCUGGGCAUUACAACGUGGCUAAAGAAUAUGUAAAAAAGGCCUUUGGAUCUGAAAUUACGUCUGAAUAUGAAACAAAAGCUCGUAGCUUAUAUGGGAUUGUUCAUGCGCAUUCCAUGUAUUCUUUGUACCUACCAUAUGUCAAUCGAAGAAGUAGUUAUGCUUUGGAAACACUACUUAACUGGAAAGAUUUCAGGAUCGAUAAUUUUGAAGAAAAGCCAAUCAGGCCUAAAAAUGAAGAAAAACCAAUAUUAAGAAGAGAAGUUGUGAUGAAGAAAAAAAUUAAACAGUACGAUGAUAUAAAAGAUAGUUCUACAACACUGCCCGUAUUUCUUUCACAUAUACAACCAUAUAAUUUAGAGCCAAAAUCUGUGGGGAGUUUGAGAUCUGAUGAUGUGGAAGAUCUGGUUGAUUAUUCAUUGCUUAACAAUAAUUCAUUUGUGAAAAAUGCCGUAACCACAUAUGCCGCUCACAGUGGAGCCCAAAACAUUGACUUAUCCGCCAUAUCUUUACAUGUUAAAGCCAAUACUCAAAAUAAAAGCUUAAUUGAACUCAUUCAAACUCAAAUGAAUCUUGAAAGGCCGCAUAGAGAUAAUAGAUAUGAAAGUUAA
Helobdella robusta is the source of this 1596-nucleotide messenger RNA. RefSeq lists its product as hypothetical. The record is from RefSeq and is a predicted model, not a curated record. Lineage: Eukaryota; Metazoa; Annelida; Clitellata; Rhynchobdellida; Glossiphoniidae. The transcript is spliced from 8 exons. The coding region runs from base 1 to 1596 and encodes 531 amino acids. Gene Ontology annotation, molecular function: protein binding.